This is a messenger RNA of Caenorhabditis sp. 36 PRJEB53466, 654 nucleotides long. The record is from the annotation of a GenBank genome assembly. Lineage: Eukaryota; Metazoa; Nematoda; Chromadorea; Rhabditida; Rhabditidae.
AUGAGUCGUCUAGCCGCUCUGCUGAUUUUCGUGGCAAUUGGAGCCGCGUUGGCCGCUCCGCUCAAAGUUCUUUUCGUGUUGGCGCCAGUUCCAGUCAAACGUACGUCAGGAAGGGUUUCCGUACUUUUCAGAAAUCGUGUCUAGAAACGUUUUUUCGACAAAACACGUGUGUUUAGUGGUCGUAGAGAUGAUGCGGCCUGGAGGCUAUUUAUGUUGUGUUUAACGGUUCCGAUUUUAUGGCGAAAAGUUGAUUUGGGACCAGAUUUUUGGUGUCUUAUUUUAUGAUCGUUCUAGAGGAUUGGGGAGAAAGUGGAAGAAAGGAUUAGUGCAGUUUGACCUCAAGUUGGCCUAGCGACACCUAGUCCACUCUCAUUUCUUCCAGAAAGCGGAACCGACGGCGCGAAACUCAUCGCCGUGAUUCCCUCGAACACGACGCGUCUCGUGCUCAAAUUCGACAAACCCAUUUUGGCGCGAAUCGAGAAGACUGCUGAAUUCUCGGCUGCAUUCCAGGAUCCGGGCGCCGCGUCGAAGGAGUCGUCGGUCGUGCGGCUCGAAGCGAUCGGAGAGCUGAAGAGGCCGGUGAUUGUGAGCGUGAAGGACGGCAAGACGGGCGAUGCGGUCAAGGUUCUCGUCAAGGUGGAAGAGAACGCUUAA